Oldenlandia corymbosa var. corymbosa is the source of this 570-nucleotide messenger RNA. Lineage: Eukaryota; Viridiplantae; Streptophyta; Magnoliopsida; Gentianales; Rubiaceae. The record is from the annotation of a GenBank genome assembly.
AUGGGGUUUAAUCCACAAACAGAAACUCCUAGCAGCCCUUCUCACCUGUACUCCCAAGAACUUCAGCUGAAACUAUACCAGGCUUUCAUAUUCUCCAUCCCAAUCCUGUUUUCCAUCAUUCUCUUCCUCUUGUUUUACUUGUUCUAUCUAAAGAAAAGGGUCACUUCCAUAACUUCAGGAAACUCAGCAAAUCAUCCUCAGCAGAAUUCAGACCGACGAGCCGCCGUGAUUAGUUCAUUAGCUGAUGGCUUGGAUUUGGAGGAAAUUUGCAAGGAAAAGCUUCCAGUAAUCCUGUAUGACGAAAAUUCAAAGUCCAGAGAGACACUAUCCCCGGUUCUCAUUUCCACCACAAAUGCUUCUGCUGCUGCUACUUUUCCUCAGGAACCAAUUCCUUCAGCUGAAAAUGAUCAGCCCCUCAACCAAAGCCCCGGAACACGGAUGGUAUACGCGGAGCAGCCUCAGCAACUCGCUGAAGUUGUGUUGCGGGUUGAAGUUUGCGCGUCAGAAGGAUCAUCGAGCCGGAAUAAUUGUCCUGAUGAAUCCGUAGUGGUUAUCAGCAUUCAAAGUUGA